Messenger RNA from Vitrella brassicaformis, 4766 nucleotides. NCBI's taxonomy places the organism in Eukaryota, Vitrellaceae. The record is from the annotation of a GenBank genome assembly.
CACUCAUCCAGCCAUUCCACUCAUCCAGCCAUCCACUCAUCCAUCCAUCCAGCCAUGCAACAUUCACGCACGUGAGUGUAUUGCAUUCCAUGUGUUGGAUGUGGUGUGUGUGGGUGAGUUAGUCUGUGUGUCUGUCAGUCUACUCGGCCCCGAUUUCGUAGUUUCGGAUGUUGCCGUAGUAGGCGUCGGUGAGAAUCAUCUUCAACUCGCGGACCAACGGGUAACGGGGAUUCGUGCCAGUGCACUGACAGACAGACACCAUAUAUAUAGCCACACACAAAUGUGUCUAUCUGUGUAUGUGUGUGUAUGUGUGUGGGUGAGAAUGAUUACCCACCUGGUCGUCGAAUGCCCUGAGUGCCAUGUCGUCGACGGCGGCCAUGUAGUCGUCCUCUUUGACGCCGUACUCCUGGAUGGACUUGGGGAUCCGCAACUGCUCCUUCAGCUUCUCCAUCGCAGCAACCAACGCAUCCACCUGCACACAACACACAACACAGCACCAUCAUGCUCUCUCUGUGGCCAUGAUCAGGGUCUGUCUGUCUGUUCGGUCUCUUCGCGCUGGUUACUUACUUUCUCAGCGUCCGUCAUGGAUUUGUCCUUUGGUACGAUGGCGAUGUGCUCGGCCACCUCGGCGUACUGGCGCUGUGCCUUGGGGAAGGAGUACUGGGGGAAGGUCCCCAACUUGGUCGGCGCCUCGCUAGCAUUGAACUUGACCACCUACCGAGCCGCACACAGACACACAGACAGACAGACAGACAGACAGAGAUGCAGACAAUGGAGAGGGGAUGGAGGUGUGUGUGUGUGUGUCCACUCCACCUGUGUGAGGACGAGUGCGUUUGCGAGUCCGUGUGGGAUGGAGAACGCGCCACCCAACUGAUGAGCUAUCGAACUGACAACCACACAGCACAACACAAAUGCCUACAGUCAGUCCAUGGCUGGAUGUGUCGUGUCGUGUGGUGUAGCUGACUGGCAGAUGCCGAGGAAUGCGUUAGCGAAUGCGAGUCCGGCGAUGGAGGAGGCAUUGUGCAUGUUCUCGCGGGCGGUGGCGUCGGCCUCGAGCACCGACUUGGGCAGGUUGUCGAAUAUCAACUUGAUCGCACGCAGACUCAAGGCCUGGGUGUAGUCCUGGCAACACACACACACACACACACGUGAGCCACACACCAGACAAAACAAAACGCCCGACAGAUGCGAUCGAUGGAGGGAUGCCGUACGUACCGUCGAGAGCAUGGACACGUAGGCCUCCAACGCAUGAGUGUAGGCGUCGUAGCCCGUGAACGCUGCCAGACCCUAGACACACAACACACACAGACAGACAUUCACACCAAUUUCUUUCCUCCCUCUCCGUGGGGUGUGUGUGUGUGUGUCAUUAGGUCAUUCUGUGGACUCUCUCACUCACUCACUGACCUUUGGCAUGGUCUGGACGAAGUCGCCGUCCAUGAUGGCCAUGUCGGGUGUCAGGCGGUAGGAGGCGAUGGGGUACUUGGUGUGUGUCUUGCUGUCCGUGAUGACCGCAAACGGGGUCAUCUCGGCACCAGUGCCCGACGUCGUGGGGAUCAUCACCAAUUUCUUCACCUUGCUGCCCAGAUUCGGAAACCUGCACACACAAACACAUACCCAACACAAACCGCAUAAAGAAUGGGUGCUGGCUCUCUCCCUCCCUCCCUCGGUGUGUCCGUCCGUGUCUCACUUGAUGAUGCGCUUGCGGAUGUCGAGGAAGCGCGUGUAGAGCUCAGGGACGGUGACCUCGGGGUGCUCGUACACCAGGCGCAUGAUCUUGGAGGCGUCCAUGGGGGAGCCGCCGCCGAAUGCGAUCAUGCAGUCGGGCUUGUACUGCUUCAUACGCUCCACACCCGCCAUCACCGUCAGGUCGUCGGGGUCGGGCUUGACGUCGGCAAACACCUACACACGCGUAGGCACACACACGGAGAGAGAGAGAGAGAGAGAGAGGAAUCCAUGCGACACACAGAUGGAUGGCAUGCAAGGAGGGUUCUGAUUUCUGUUUUGCUCACGUCAUAGUCAAUGCCACGUCGCUCCAGGGCGGUCGUGAGCAGCGAAACGUAUCCCAGCGACUUCAUGGCCUGACCAACGGAACCAACGAACGACAUGGGCGGUGCCGUGCAGUCGAGUUACAUUUGUGAGUGCUGACCUGGUCGGUGACGAUGAAUGCCUUCGUGAGUCCGUAUCCCUGCAGGUCCUCCAUCGCCUCGUGCAGGAUGCCGCGGUUGAAGUAGAUGGCCGGCGGCACCUUGAACCACAACAUGUGCUCGCGACGCUCAGACACCUGCACACACACACACAGAGAUAAAGGGAGCCGUAUAUUGGUGCGUAGGCGGAUCGAGGCACACACAUCUGAUGCAUCAAUGGAAAAACGGGGGGCUACCUAACUGACUCUCUCUCUGUCUGUCUGUCAUGCAAGUCGUCCAUCCAUACCCUUUCUGCUCUGUCUUGUGGCCAGAGUGUGGCCGGGUCAACGACAACAACACUGUCGCCGCCUCCCUACACCCAUCCAUUUCAUCCAGCCCCCCACAUGCAUCACACCAACCAGCCUCCCUCCCACCCUCCCUAACUCAUUCACUCACUGCCCCCACACAUCCUUGUUCAGUUGACCCACCUGUUUGUAGUUGAGGAGGUGUUUGACCGACAGCCCCUCGGCCGUGGCGUUCAUGCCCCACGAGCCGCACCCGAGGGACAGCGAUGGGCUGGUGCGGAAGUUGUAGAGGUCUCCGAUGGCGCCCUGGCUGGUGGGCAUGUCGACGAGCACACGGCCGGUGGGCAUGCGGCUCUCGAACUUGGCCAGCCGGUCCUUGAAGACCUUGGAGUUCUGGUCGCUGUACAGACACGACGUGUGGCCCAUACCGCCGUAACGCACACACACGUACGCCAUCUCCACCGCCGCGUCGAAAUCCGGAACCCUGCACCAAACCAAACAGAGAGGAGAGGGAGGGAAUAUUAACACGUUACGUGGUGUGUUGUGUUGUGUUGUGGGUGGAUGGGAUGGCGUGUGUUGUGUACGUGAUGAAGGAGAGGCAUGGGCAGAGCUUUUCGUGUGAGAGUUUCUCCGAAGGCCCGAUCUCCUUGAUCUUGCCGAGGCAGAGGCGGACGCCCUUGGGAGCGCCCUCGAUGUUGGCCAUCUGGCAGAGCUUCUCGGCCGUCUGCCCAACCGCCUUGGGAUUCAGACGGUCGCCGUCCAGCAAUAUGAAGUCGCCCAUCUGAUCAGUGUACAGGACAGCAAAGCACUGUGUGCGGCGUGGCGUGUGUGGCAUGUGUGGGGGGGAUGGGUACCUACCUUGUGUUUCUCCUCCUCGGUCAGGAAGUAAGCGCCUCGCUUCGUGAACUCCUCCUCCACCCGCUUGGCCACAGACUCGACAGCUACCACGCACUGAUCACACACACACGACACACAAUGGACCGACCGCUCCUCCAUCCAUGUGUAUUCGUUGUCGGGUGUGUCGCGUCACCUGUUCGCUGGCGCAGAUCAUGCCGCAGUCGAAUGUCUUGCUGAGGAGGAUGGAGUUGACGGCCAGCGGGAUGUCGGCCGUCUCGUCGAUGACCGCCGGGGUGUUGCCCGCGCCACCGCCCAUCGCUGGCUUGCCUGACGAGUACGCCGCCUUGACCAACCCUCCAGCACCUACACACAAACACAUAAGGAGUGUGUCUGCUUAGGACGAAUGUGUGCACUCUCGUGUGUGUGUGUGUGUGUGUGUUUGUGAUGAUGAGGGGCAGGUACCUACCAGUGGCGACGACCAUGGAGGCCCUCUUGUGCUGCAUGAGCGUGUUGCACAUCUCGACAGUGGGGAUGUCGAUCCAACCGAUGCAGUUCUCAGGCGCGCCAGCAUCAACGGCCGCAUCCCUAACACACAACACAACACAACACAACAAGACGAUAACAAAGAUGCGUUCUGUGUGUCUGUGGCCUCACGAGUGCCCCCCUCCCCCCGCACACGCACCUGACGAUCUUUGCGGUGGCGAUGGUGCACCGUGCGGUGCGUGGGUGCGGCGAGAAGACGAUGCAGUUGCGGGUCUUGAGCGCCAGGAGUGACUUGAAGAUGGUCGUCGAUGUGGGGUUGGUGCAGGGCACGAUGCCCGCCAGCACACCGAUGGGCUCCGCCACUACCUCGAAGCCGCCGGCCUCAUCACGGUCAACCACACCACAGGUCUUGGUGUCCUUGUACCUGCAGGUAUGUACCACACCACACACAAGACACACCACAUCACCCACACCGAACAUGACGCGGCCCGGUGCGUGUGCGUGUGUGAUGCAUGCCAUGCCAUGGGUCACCCACUUGCUGUGGACGUAUUCGGAGGCGAAGUGGUUCUUGAUGGUUUUGUCCUCCAGGAUGCCCAUGCCGCCCUCCUCGACGGCCAUCUUGGCGAGCGGCACACGGUGCUGGGCGGCAGCAGUGGCGGCACGGUGGAAGAUCUUGUCCACCUGCUCCUGGUUCAACAAACGCAUCUUGUCCUGCGCAACGUACACCUGAACAACAGUCACAGACAACACAACGACACGAUAAGAGAACGGACACGUGGGGCUUUUGGUGUCUGUUGUGCGUGUGUGCUAUGUGCAGCUGACCUCUUCCAUGAGGAGGUCGAGGUCUGCGGGCGUCCUGACGACGCCCACACUCUGAGAGGGCUGCACCUCUUGGGCCAUGCUGUGCUGUCACUCAAUCUCGAUGAUGUACAACACUACUAAGCUACUCGGAUGGGCUCUCAAACUCAAACAAGGUCAACAGCCUCUGAACAGCUGCUGCGAUGCGUUCCGUGACGCC